Lindgomyces ingoldianus is the source of this 3651-nucleotide messenger RNA. RefSeq names its product ABC transporter-like protein. Gene Ontology annotation, cellular component: membrane. Gene Ontology annotation, biological process: transmembrane transport. The transcript has 6 exons. NCBI's taxonomy places the organism in Eukaryota, Fungi, Ascomycota, Dothideomycetes, Pleosporales, Lindgomycetaceae. Gene Ontology annotation, molecular function: ATP hydrolysis activity; ATP binding; ABC-type transporter activity. The record is from RefSeq and is a predicted model, not a curated record. The coding region runs from base 1 to 3651 and encodes 1216 amino acids.
AUGGCUCUCACGAUUAUUCUCCAAUGUCUCGGUACGCUUGCUGCGUUUGGCGCCGGAACAGCUCGACCACUGAUGACCAUCAUUUUUGGUGAGCUUGUUAACGCAUAUAACGACACUUCAGACAAAGAAGUUUUGAAUCAUCUCAAGAAUGUGGUCGAUAAGAAGGUCUUUAUUCUCUUGAUUCUCUUUCUUGGGCAGUGGGUCCUUGUGUUCACGUACGGAUCCCUAUUUUCUAUCGCCGCACUACGAUACACCGUGAACCUUCGGGCUUCCUAUCUCAAGGCGUUUAUCUCUCAGGAUAUUGAAGAAGCCAAAGAAUCUAAGGCGGCUACCGAUCUCUCGUCGAAUAUAGGAGUGAUAGAGGAUGCCAUUUCCGAAAAGCUUGGAACCGUGCUUCAGGCCCUCGCGACUGUGGUCUCAUCGUUUAUUAUCGCUUUCCUUCGGAGCUGGAAAUUAGCCUUAGUUCUGUCCACGAGUAUCUUCUUUUUGAUCUUCAAAGAUCUGAUAACAUCCCUUCUCGAUGCGCGGAUUGAGAAAAAGUGUCAAAACGUCGCCUUGCAAGCUGCAGAGCUCGCCGAAGAGUGUUUUACGGGCAUCCGCACAAUCGCCUCCUGCUGCGCGGAAGAAAAGGUGAACGCCCAGUAUGAACGAAUUUUAGAUCAAGUUAAGAAGGAAGAGCUGCGCAAAAGUUCCAUUCCCGCCAUACAGUACUCCGUUAGCGCCUUCGUUAUUCAUGCCGUGUACAGCCUUUCAUUCUGGUAUGGUACAAAGCUUCUCAGUCGUGAAGAAAUCGAUAGUGGUGGGUCGAUCCUCAUCGUCUUGCUAUGCAUGAAUAGUGCGACAAAUGCUUUGAGAUCGUUGAUCCCCACAUACAGCAUUUUAGCUAAAGGCAAAGCUGCACACGCAUCGCUUAUGCGGGUUAUUAACGCGGUACCUAGACUAAACCCGUUUUCUACUGAGGGCCUCGUCCUCGAUGCGCUAUAUUCGCGUAUCAAAUUUCAAGAUGUAGAGUUUUCGUAUCCAAGUCGCCCAUCUGUGAAGAUUUUAAACAGGUUGAACUUGACGUUGGGAGCUGGAAAGACCACUGCAAUUAUUGGAGCUAGUGGGUCAGGCAAAAGUACUCUUGUGUCUCUUCUGGAGAGAUGGUACGAUGCGCAGUCGGGAUGUAUUCAGAUAAACGGUGUCGACAUCCGUUCCUAUAACCUCAAGUCGUUAAGAAGCAAUAUUCGUGUCGUUCAACAGGACUCAGUCCUGUUUAACGACUCUGUUUUCAACAACGUUGCCUAUGGUCUCAUCGGCAGUGAACUCUACGACAUGUCUGAUAAUGAUAAACGACGGCUCGUUGUCAAAGUUUGCAAGGAUGUUCAGGCCCAUGACUUUAUCCAACAACUUCCUCAGGGCUACAAUACAAUUGUCGGCAUCCGCGGUAGUCUGCUAAGCGGAGGGCAAAGACAGAGGAUUGCUAUUGCUCGUGCCCUAAUAUCUAAUCCCGUCAUACUCAUAUUCGAUGAAGCUACCUCUUCACUUGACGCAGAAUCCGAAUGUCUCGUACAAGCAGCCAUCGACCGGGUCUCCCGAGGGCGGACAACCCUGACGAUAGCCCAUAAGCUUGCAACCAUCAAGCGAGCAGAUCGUAUCGUACUUCUAAAGAACGGCGUAGUCAGUGAGGAACGGACACAUGAGAGUUUACUGCGUACUAGCGAUGCAUACCUUAAAAUUUGGAUAGCACAAAAUCUGACACUGGAGGGACGCUGGUCACAAGAUCUCCGCAAAUCAGACGAUAGUGAUGUGUCUGCAUCUCGGGGAUUUGACUCCGAUCCCGAAAACGAUCUUAAACGGAACAAGGUGACGGAUGGAAGCGAGAUUGUAGGAGUGGACAUGACCGAGGAGUACUCAAUGUCGUUCAUGGAGACGUCGAAGCGCGUAAUAAAAGCUAGUCCGCUUUUGCAGUUUAUUUUUUACUCAAGUUUCAUAGUUUGCUUUGUUGCCGGUUUGGUCUAUCCCGCAGACUCGAUUGUUUUUGGAGAAACCCUUACUUCGUGGCAAAAGCAUGGUAGCCAAAUGGUGCAAGCGAUCAACUUCUGGUCUCUAAUGUUCUUUAUACUUGGAAUAGUUGGAUUCUUUGCAUUUUUCUCGGUUGGAUCGCUCUCGUCGAUCGGAGGCACUAUCACCGCUCGGAUUUAUCGUGGAAAAUAUUUCGGAGCAUUGGUCGAGCAACCCGCCUCCUUUUUCGAUAAAGAUAUCCACACUCCUGGAUUUCUCGUGGCACGCCUUUCCACCGAUCCAAGUUACCUCCAAGGAUUUGUUACUGUCCUAAGUUCUCUGGCCGUUAGUGUGAUAAACCUGGGUUCGUUCCUCAUACUAGCACCGAUAUUUUCCUGGAGAUUUGCUCUCGUCGCAAUGUUUGGAACGCUUCCAGUCAUCAUAAUAGCAAGCUUUCUAAGAGUUCGAUCCCAGAUAAGGAAAAACAAAAGCUUGAGCGAACCUUUGAUGGAUAGUGCACAAUAUGCUGCUGAGGUGAUUGCAAAUAUCAGGACUGUUUCGUCCUUUGCAAUGGAAGGAGAAGUUUGUAGGACGAUGGAGAGAAAGAUGGAAAGCUCGCUGCCGGCCUUUUACAGGAGUCUCCUAGUGACAAUGCCGCUUUUCGCUCUCUCGCAAAGUGGGAAUCUGCUAGGCAUGACACUCUCUUUCUGGUGGUCAGGCCAUCUGUUAGCUGAUCAUAAGAUCACCGCAAUGCAGAUAUGGAUCGUUUUCAAUGCUGUUGUUACUGGAGCAGAUGCAGCGGGAGAGUUCUUUGGCAGCACAGCAAGUAUCGUUCAUGCACGAAGUGCAUGCGGCAGGAUCUCUCGAUUAGAUUCUAAGCGAUCUCAAAUACUAGAAUCGAGCAAAAAUGACAAGGAAAAGCUAGGCUGUGGCUCCAUCGACUUCGAUUCUGUGUGUUUUUCAUAUCCCAACACUGUCAGUCAGCCUGUGUUGCAAGAUGUCAGCUUUCGGGUGCCCCAAGGUCAGACGGUUGCCAUCGUAGGUCCGUCUGGAUCCGGCAAGUCCACAAUCAUUUCGCUCUUAGAACGCUUCUACAACCCAAGCCACGGAAACAUACAAGUUGGAGGUGCUCCUUUAUCAUCGUUAAGCGCCUUGACUUACCGAUCCAACGUCUCGCUCGUGUCACAGGAAACGCACCUUUUUGAAGGAACAGUCCGUGAAAAUAUCCUUCUCGGGGUCCCAGAGGAAGAAGGGAGUCAGGACUUGCUCGUUCAAGCAGCACGCGAAGCGAACAUUCACGAUUUCAUCAUGUCCCUACCUGAAGGGUACGAUACUCCAUGUGGUAAGAAGGGAAUGGCAUUCAGUGGCGGGCAGCGCCAACGUCUAGCCAUAGCUCGCGCAUUAGUAAGAAACCCAACUAUUCUUCUGUUAGACGAAGCUACCAGUGCGCUUGACUCCAGUUCUGAGCUGGAAGUAAAAACAGCCCUGAAGAACGCUUCGGUGGGAAGGACAACAGUCGCUGUUGCACACCGACUCUCCACAAUUCAGGAUGCGGACUCCAUUUUUGUUCUUGUUAAUGGAUCGAUUGUCGAGAAGGGCUCCCAUGCUGAGCUGAUAAGUUUGAAAGGAGCUUAUUGGACCAUGUGUCAGCGGCAGAACCUAGAUUAG